Messenger RNA from Amphibalanus amphitrite, 2388 nucleotides. Its product is annotated as cilia- and flagella-associated protein 45-like. Lineage: Eukaryota; Metazoa; Arthropoda; Thecostraca; Balanomorpha; Balanidae. The record is from RefSeq and is a predicted model, not a curated record. Bases 278 to 1852 code for a protein of 524 amino acids. The transcript has 11 exons.
UUAUGUUCAUUUUUUGGCCAUUAGUUUUUCUAAACAGCUUAUCUACCAUUUCUCAAGGUCUUGUGCACCAUUUUGCUUCGCAUCAAGAACUAAAAUUAUUGAAGUGCUUGUCGUUGCCAUAACAACCACUACAUGUGCUAUUAUAUUUUGGUAUAUUUUGCAUGGCUUCGUAGUUCGUAGCAAGAGGUUCGUAGUUGCUGAGCGAAAGGAAGGAAAGGGUGAGCGCUGGCCGCGUUUUCGCCCGGGGAGCUGUCUUGAUCGGCCUGCGUCGGGAGCCAUGCCGGGCCCGGAGAUACGCCAGGCGUGCAAAGAUGUCACAGCGCGCACGGUCUGCCGGGGCUUUGAGGAUUCCACCUACAAAGUUACCAAGGCCUCUCCCAACAAGAAGGAGAAGAAGCAGAAUGAGAUGCCCAAAAGGAUGCUGGUGACCAAGGAUCUGAUCCGUAAGAUCCGCGUGCCGCGCGCCAAGGACCCUCAGACGGUGGUCAUCACGCAGGACAAGUUCCGGGAGAUCACCGGCGCCGCUAAGGUGCUCUCCAAGCAGCAGCUGGAGGCGGCCGAGCGGCAGCGCGAGGCCGACAAGGACCGACGCGCCGCCGAGGCCCUGGCCCGCCGGCAGGCCCUCGAGGCCGCCGACAUCGUCCGAGAGUCCAAGGAGGCCGAGGCCGUGGACGAAAUCAAGGAGGAGGCCCGACAGCGCGCCAAAAACAUCGUCGAUCGCGCCAAAAUCGCGGAGCUGGAGGCCGAGGAGGACAUCAAGCAGAUGAGCCAGCUCAUCAUGCAGGCCAAGGUGUACGCGGUGCGGGACGCUCAGGUGGAGGAGAAGAAGGUGCUCACCAAGGAGAUGAUGGAGGAGGAGCGGCGGCUCGACCAUAUGAUGGAACAGGAGCGGCAGCGGGACCUGGCUGAGCAGCAGCGCCGGGAGGAGGUGCGCAGACAGGUCCGCGAGAAACAGAAGGCCGUCAUCAUAGAACAAAUCUCCGAGAACGAGGAACAGCGCAUUCUGCGGGCUGAGAAGAAAAACCAGGAGGCGGAGGCGAUCCGUAAGAAGCUGCGUCAGAUGCAGCUGGAGGACAUGGCUGCAGACGAGGCCAGGAAGAAGGCCCAGCACGAGAUGCACGAGGCGCUGCGCAUCGCUAAUGAGGCCAUGGAGGAGAAGAAACGCAACCAGAAGGACUUUGCUAAACAGGAGGAGGACCAGAUUCGCGAGUACCAGCGCCGGAAGGCCGAGCAGGAGGCGCGCUACGAACAGGAACAGGCCGACCUGAAGCGGGCCAAGGAGCUGGAGAUCGCCAAACUGCGCGCGCUCCAGCAGCGAGAACAGGACCGCAUGGCCGGCGACCACGAGCGGCGCGCACGACGUGACAGGGAGAGGAUGGAGCGCGAGUGGCGGCGCCAGGAGCUGGAGGCGGCUCGUCUGAAGGCAGAGAGGGAGGCCGAGCUGAAGCAGGCCCGCCGGACGCAGGUGGAACAGCGCGAGCGACAGGUGGCCGUGGAGGCGCAGCGGGAGAGGGCAGAGUUCUACCGGAUACUGGAGGCGCAGAAGCACGCCGAGGAGCUGAGCCACGCCGAGCACGCGCUGAGGCAGGAGCGGAACAACCGUCACCUGGUGCAGCUGAAGAAGCAGAUGUGCGAGAUGGAGCAGAAGCGGGUGGCUGACCGCCGGCGCGUCUUCGAGGAGGGCCUGCACACGCGCAUCCAGGACGCACAGCGGCAGCAGCAGCUCAUCGAGCACAAAAAGAGGAAACUCGAGGAACUCAGACAGUUCAAGGUGCCGGAGAAGUACCUGAACGACGUGGCCCGUCGGGCGCACAUCUCUGCCGGCGCCGAACCGCCCUCCUCGACAGCCUAGUGCGGUGGGGGUGGUCACCCGGUCCGGUCCCGGUCCGAGGGUCCCGCUAUCAGACCAGCCGACACCGUCCGAACCGAACAGAGUGCACCGAACCGAACCGACUGAACCGGAGCGAGCGGGACCGGAGCGAGCGAGACCGGGACCGAAUCGAAUCGAACGGAAGAAACUAUCCACCGAAACGAAGCGAAUGUUUACUUAUCGUGUCACUAAUUCAACUAGUCAGCUGGAUCUCACAUGUAGGAAAACACGCAGUCACUUCUCGUCCUGGAGACUCACCCUGGGUGUUGCAUGUGCCGUUCGGGGGGGGGGGGAAGGGAAAGAGUCAAAUGUCUGUCACAGAUUCGCACGAGCUUUCCGAAACACGAUUUUGUCACGCAUUGUGUUGUGUGUGAAAAUCGUGUAAUUUCACAAGUGGACCGUAAGAAUAUUUUUGCAAUGAUCUCUUCUCGCAUGGCUGUGGUUUUGUUUUGUUUUCAUUUUGUGCUGGUUAUUUAGAUGUAUUUGUGGUAUUCAAAUAGACAUGCGAUGGAGAAGUA